Belonocnema kinseyi is the source of this 498-nucleotide messenger RNA. Its product is annotated as histone-lysine N-methyltransferase SETMAR-like. The transcript has 2 exons. Bases 1 to 498 code for a protein of 165 amino acids. The record is from RefSeq and is a predicted model, not a curated record. Lineage: Eukaryota; Metazoa; Arthropoda; Insecta; Hymenoptera; Cynipidae.
AUGGUGCGUGCAAAUUUGCAGAAUAGUUGUCACGUUGUGAUGGUGAAGAUACCGACACAUGUAACCUCAUAUGCGUUGCAUGCGUCGACACAGCGUGCCAAGGGAAUCGAAUGGAGCCUCUACCAGUACCCGAAAAGACCCCAUUGGUGGCAUGAACGCUUUACCAAUGGACGUGAGUCCAUCAAUGAUGAUGAUCGCAGUGGUAGGCCGUCGACAUCAAAAACCGACGAAAACGUCGAUAAAGUACAAAAAAUGUUGGCUGAAAAUCGUAAGUUAACAAUUCGAGAGUUGGCAGAUGACUUAAACAUUGCUUAUGGAUCUGUUCAAGACAUUAUCGUAAAUGAUUUGGGAUUGCGUCGUGUUGCUGCAAAAUUAGUACCAAAAGAUCUGAAUUUCAUGCAAAAAAAAGAUCGUGUCGAUAUCACUCAAGACAUGCUUUCUAAGGUUGAAAUGGACCCAGCAUUCAUCAAACGCAUCAUUACUGGUGACGAGACGUAG